Molecule: messenger RNA, 2187 nt
Organism: Loxodonta africana (African savanna elephant)
Lineage: Eukaryota; Metazoa; Chordata; Mammalia; Proboscidea; Elephantidae
Product: zinc finger protein 883-like
Exons: 6
Coding region: 1-2187 (728 amino acids)
Biological process (GO): regulation of DNA-templated transcription
Source: RefSeq, a predicted model, not a curated record
AUGGUACAGGACCGGCUUCUUUUCCCCCUCCCCUCUCUGCCCCGACCGGCUCAGUCUGGCCGCAGCAGAGGCGCCUGGGAGCGCGGCGUGAGCGGGCAGGUCGGAGGGGUGCGCGCAGGCGCGUACCACCUCUCACCCUUACAGACUGCGGCGUUAGCGCCGGUGCCCCGUGGCCCUCCGCAUCACAGUCCUCUGGGUUCCACAGGCCUGUCUGUCCAAUCCCUGGUCACUGUGGGCAGUGGAGAGAUGGCCACCCAGCUGCUGACUGAUGAGACCCUGGAGUUCAAUGCAAAACUCCAAAAUAAAAAUGGGAAAGGUCUUUCGAAGGACGGCUCCAAACUCAGAAGUCCAAAGAAACUGUUGGAGUUGGUGACCUUUAGAGAUGUGGCUGUGGACUUCACCCAGGAAGAGUGGCAGCAGCUGGACCCCGCUCAGAGGGACCUGUACAAGGAUGUGAUGCUGGAGAACUUUCAAAACCUCAACUCAUUGGAUUUGGAGUCCAGGCCUGAGAGUGGUGGUGCAGAGCGAGCUGUCCCCGCAGGGCUGUCCGUGUCUCUGGAGUUGGAAGAACUGGAGAGGGGCUAUCUCUGGAGCUCUGCUUUGGGAGAAGCUGGGAGACCACACAACUCCUCAGAGAGUCUGCUGGGAGAGCCAGGGGCAGUUCUAGGGUACCCGAGACUUCUGGAAGGCAAGGGACCCUGGAAACGCAACCUGCAGGAACAUAAUCAUUUUAAUACAAAUUCCGAUUCAGAGGAACAGCCAUGGGCCCCCGGAGGAGAGAAGGCCUCUGUGUGCAAAGAGCGUGGGGAGGCUUUCAGCCAGCGGGCCGACUUGGCCCAGCACCAGCACCAGCACAUCCACACCACAGACAGGCCCUUCUCGUGCGCUGAGUGCGGCAAGUGCUUCCGGAGGAAUGCCACCCUGGUCGUGCAUCAGCGCAUCCACACAGGCGAGAAGCCCUUCGCUUGCUGGGACUGUGGCAAGGCCUUCAGCCAGCGCACCAACCUCACGGUGCACCGGCGCACACACACAGGCGAGAAGCCCUACAAGUGCACCGAGUGCGGCAAGGCCUUUGUGCAGAACAUGCAGCUCAUUGGGCACCAGCGCACGCACACCGGGGAGCGGCCCUACAAGUGCGGCGACUGCGGCAAGGCGUUCACCCUCAUCACCAACCUCAUCGACCACCAGCGCAUCCACAGUGGCGAGAAGCCCUUUGCCUGCGAUGUGUGCGGCAAGCACUUCACAAAGCGCUCGUCGCUCCUCGGCCACCAGAAGGUCUACGCAGGCGAGAAGCCCCACAAGUGCAGGGUGUGUGGGAAGGCCUUCCGGAAGAAGUCAGACUUGGUCAACCACCACCGCAUCCACACAGGCGAGCGGCCCUUCAAGUGCUACGAGUGCGGCAAGGCCUUCACGCAGAGCAUGACACUGGUGGAGCACCAGAAGACACACACGGGCGAGAAGGCCUACCAGUGCCGCGAGUGUGGCAAGUUCUUCACCAAGUCCUCUGCCCUCAUCCUGCACGAGCGCAUCCACACUGGCGAGCGGCCCUUCAAGUGUGCCGAGUGCGGCAAGGCCUUCAACCAGAACAUCCAGUUGGUGGUGCAUCGGCGCAGCCACACAGGUGAGAAGCCGUUCCAGUGCACUGCCUGUGGGAAAUCGUACAGCCAGAAGGGCUACCUCACCGUCCACCAGCGGACACACACUGGGGAGAAGCCCUUUGAGUGCAGUGAGUGCAAGAAGACCUUCAGCCAGAAGGCCCACCUGUCCAUCCACCUGCGGAUCCACACGGGGGAGAAGCCCUACAGCUGCAGUGAGUGUGGGAGAAGCUUCCGGAAAGUCUCAUUCCUGUUCCAGCACCAGGCCAUCCACAGUGAUGAGAGGCCCUUCAAGUGCAGCAUGUGUGGGAAGGCGUUUAUCCGCAAGUCGACCCUCGUCCAGCACGGACGCAUCCACACGGGGGAGAAGCCCUACCACUGUGGGCACUGUGGGAGGGCCUUCCGGCACCAGCCCACACUGACCGCCCACCGCAGGAUCCACACUGGGGAGAAGCCCUAUGAGUGCAAGGCAUGUGGUAAAGCCUUCCGGCGCCUCGGGAACCUCACCUGCCACCAGAAGACACACACUGGCGAGACACCCCCAAGUGGGCCAGGUGAGAGGAGGCCUGCAGCCCAGAUAGCUGAUACCUGA